GGGAGCAGUCAGAAACCGGGUGGUCAGCCUAAGAAAACCCGGUAUUUGCAGAGUUUGCUCCUCAAAAGUCAUUGUCACUUGCUACAGAGGGAGAUUCGAGAGACACGAGAAUCGGCGGGCAUGUCGUACUGCAAACAAGAAGGUAAAGAUCGCAUAAUAUUUGUAACCAAGGAGGACCAUGAGUUACCCAGCAAUGCUGAGCUGGUUGCAGAUGACCCCAACGAUCCCUAUGAAGAGCAAGGCCUUAUCCUGCCAAAUGGAGAUAUAAACUGGAACUGCCCAUGCCUGGGGGGCAUGGCCAGCGGACCCUGUGGCACUCAGUUCAAGGAGGCCUUCUCUUGCUUUCAUUACAGUAAGGAAGAGGUGAAGGGCUCCGAGUGCAUUGACCACUUCCGCAACAUGCAAGAGUGCAUGCAGAGAUACCCCGAGCUCUACCCCCAGGAGGAAGAUAAUGAAAACGCUCCACAGGGGGAGUCUGAAUCUACUGCUUCCUUAGCUGCCCCAACCGAGGACUCUACCUCAGCCCCCAGCAGUGACUCCACCUCUGCCCCUUCAGCAUUUGAAUCUGCCCCCUCAUUUGACAGUAAAUCGUCCACAGACGGGCAGACUGACAGCUAAGGAUAACCAACCUUUUAUCCCCCACAAUCCCAUGUUCUCCCUCUGUAUAAAUCCUUCACAACAGAAAUCACUCCUCAACAAGGAGCCAACAUUCCCUCUGGUUUCAUCACUGGUCACAAAGUAGAAGGAUUUUCAGUCCAGUCACUCAGACGGUAUUCGUGAAGGACAUUGUUGAGGGCUUCAAAGAAGUGGGACAUAGUUUCAUUGAGAAAGGCUUCGUCUGAUGUCCACUCAAAGACCACCUGAAGUUUUGAUAUUUGUUGUGUGGUAAUUAUCAGAGCAAUUCCUACGCAAUUGGAUUUAUGUUUGCUUUGUGUUGUCCAGCUUUAGUAUUGAUGAGCUGUUUCUGUGCAAUUGUGAAAUACUGCCCCACUACAACAUCCACCAAUCAAUGUAUCCACCAAUUAAUAUUAUUGAUCAGAUUGCAAGAUAAUGAUCACUGGACCUAGUCUAAUAAUAAUCCUCAACAAAUAUUUGAGAGGUAUGGACUGGAUUUUGAUUUUGAGCAAGUUAUGGUUUUGCAUAACUUCUGACUGCCAAAGUCACAGAAUCUAGACACAUUUCACUCAUUACAGUUCAAUCCUUUUCCUGUGUGAGUCAUAAAUAUAGUAAUACCCCUUAAGACAAAGGGUUUUUUCCAUGUCAUUUUUUCCAUGGUAAUAUACAUCUUAGAAAAUAAUGUCCACAUCUGUACAAGUAGAGAGAACCUUAAAUAAGGAGAUAAACUACUGAUAAGCAAAAGACAAGGUUAAAUAAGUCUCCUUCAUAGCUAAGCCACACUUUAGGUUUGAUUAGAUUUUACAAGAUAACUGACUUUAAGCUUUAAAUCAGUCUGUUGAUAUUCAAAAUGUUGGAAUAUCGAGGUGGAAUGACUGGGUGUAUUAUCUGAGGUUAUAUGAGCAAUGUUCUUUGAAAUUUACUUCAGAAGCUUUGCAUCCAACCUUGGCAAAGACAUACGUAGGUCACCAGGUUUACAUAUCAAUGGUCACGUUACAUUGUUCAAAUAUUGUUGCUCUGCAGAGUCUCUAAAGGCUCCACUUACUUUAGAGUCAAGAUGCUUUGGUCAUUAUUUGAAUUGUAAGUUAUUCCUGCCUUAAUGGACUUCACAUAUAUCCCUCCAACAUGUCAAGAUUAAAAAACAUCUCCCGUUCCCUCUUUCUCGUCACACUGUAUGUCAGAUUUACUAAUUCAAGUGACCGUGAAUCAUGAGAUGCAGGGCUUGGAUUUGACUUGAUAGGAAAAGGAUGCAGACUGUACUCUUACAUUAAUGGACAUAUCAACAUGCUGUAUACAGACGUGCUCAAAUUUGUUGGUACCCCUCCACCAAAAAUAAAGAAUGCACAGUUGUUUUUUCUGAAAUUACUUGAAACUGACAAAAUAAUUUGCAUCCACCAUUUUUUAUUCCAUAUUUCAUAGAAAUCUGACUUUGCUUUUGAUUUUUAUUAAACAUAAUAUUGUAAAUAAUAAAACAAAUAAAAAUGGCAUGGAAAAAAAUUAUGGGACCCUUAACCUAAUAUUUUGUUGCACAACCUUUAGGGGCAAUCACUGCAAUUAAAUGUUUUC
This is a messenger RNA of Lampris incognitus (smalleye Pacific opah), 2181 nucleotides long. RefSeq names its product coiled-coil-helix-coiled-coil-helix domain containing 4a (gene chchd4a). Bases 121 to 618 code for a protein of 165 amino acids. Gene Ontology annotation, biological process: protein import into mitochondrial intermembrane space. Lineage: Eukaryota; Metazoa; Chordata; Actinopteri; Lampriformes; Lampridae. The transcript has 3 exons. Gene Ontology annotation, molecular function: protein-disulfide reductase activity. Gene Ontology annotation, cellular component: mitochondrial intermembrane space. The record is from RefSeq and is a predicted model, not a curated record.